UUAAUAGUUGAUCUUAACGACUUAAAGCGUUUUGCUUAAUUUUUAUUCAAUCUAUGUCUCAAAACUUGGUUGCUAUGGUUACCAUUGUACACAUAUCAAAAUUUUGUUUACACCAAAAUGAUCCCAGCUAAAUUUCCGGAAAAGUCAUAAAAUUUCAAUGCUCUAGCCCUACUCUAAUUCAACUAAUUAUUACAGAUCAAAGGUGCUGGGGGCCUCAAAAGCCUCCCCCCCCCCGGUUUGAAUAGGGUUAACACAGCACGCUGGUUGUCCGAACUCGCAUCCUACGAGGACUAUGAUUUUCUUACACAAGGCCUUGUGGAAGGGUUUUAAUUAGCACCUGUAGGUAAGGUUUACACAGAAGUCGACAACAAUAACAAUUACUCGGCCACUAAUCCCACGGCGCGCAAUGUGGUCGAGAAAACAAUUCGAAAGAAAAUUGGCAAAGGUAAUUAUGUAAUUACAGCAACGAAACCUAUGGUAGUGAGCGCAUUAGGAGCUAUUCCAAAGCCUGACUCUGCCGAGAUUCGCAUGAUACAUUACUGCUCGAGGCCGCGUGGCCUGGCAGUAAAUGAUUAUAUAGAAAUUGACAAGUCCAGUUUUCAAUCUCUCGACGACGCGAUAAAGUCGCCAAAGUGGCUAAACUUUGGGCACACGCCAACCAACGGGUCAUAAUUUAUACUGACAAUCAAGCGGCUUGCGCGAUAAUUAACAAAUAAAAGGAUCGGCAACUAACAGAGUUAUAAUGCAGGAAUUGCGCGAGGUGAUUUGGUUCUAUUUGUCAUCAGUCAUACCUCACUACGGAGUAACAUGAGAAGCACGCGCGCUUGCUUAUCGAGCCAUUGUACGCUCGCUUUCACAGCAGCCACACGCCUACCUGAUCGCAGAUCAACUACUUCAAAAAUUAUACAUUUACUUCAACUAUUAUCUUGGUAAUCGUGAGUACUUCGGGGUUAACAACCAAUCCAUUGUGUUUUGAUAUUCUUUAUACUAACUAAUCGUCACUUGUUCUAUAUAUUUUUAGUACCUUACUAAAACAUGUCGAACAAAGCUGAAAAUGCCUCCCUUGAGCACAUGCUCGAAGAUGAGGCUAGCGGUCCAUCGACACCCACACGACAUCACCGAUGCAAACUGAAUCCCACCGGGGUAAAGGCGAAAGCCACGAGGUACUCCGUACCUUGAACGAUUUAAACAGAAACAUGAACAGCAUGGCGGAUACUCUGGCCUCCUUCAUGAGUGCACACACAGCACAGGGCGUCAACGCUUCAAGAAAGCGCAAAGCGGCACCGCCGGAGAACACUCUCAGUAGCUCGGACGACGACGAAGAGGGGGCGAAAGGUCCCAAGCGACGCGACCGAGCGGACCGUCUUAGCCACAGCGUGGAGGACGAGGAAAUCGAGGAAUUUCUAAAGUCCACUCAGCCUGACCCUAACGAGGGCAAUCCCAACGAAAAUGUACCCGACCCGGGUGAGGACGCGUUCUUCGAUGCCCUAAAGGCCGAUAUCGAAGACGAGGAAGCGGUCUGUGAGGCGGUCAACGACCAAAUAGCAAAAAUAGCGAAAAAGCUAUGGGGUUCGAGCAUUGCGGCCGAUAGGCUGAAGCCAUUACUGGCAAAACAUGCGAAACCGCAGAACUGCCACGAAAUUACAGUGCCGCGUGUGAACCCCGAAAUUUGGGCUAAAAUGCCGGGGUUUAAGCGGAAAGCUGACAUUAAAGUGGCCAAUGUCCAGCAGACCCUGCAGAAAGCCACGAUCAGCAUUUUACAAUGCUGCAGUAGCUUACUAAAGCAAACUAAAAAAGCGGACCCCCCUGACAACCUGUCGAAGGCAAUAGACGCCAUCCGCCUUGUUGGUCAUGCCACGGCUGAGCUCUCGCACGUGCGACGGGAGCAAAUCAAGCCCGUCCUGAACAAGGAGUUUGCCUCCCUGUGCGCUAAACCAGGCCAGGAUCAGGAUAAGUGUUGUCUGUUAUUCGGGGAAGACCUGGCGAAGCAAAUCAGGGACGCCAAGGAGAUGAACUGCAUCUCAAAAUCGCUAGGGCCGAGACCCGAAUUCAAACCUAACAAAGGAAAGCAGGGCGGAACGCCUGCUCUUGGACGGGGCGCGGUGGAUACUAUAGCUGGUCAAGCGACAGACAGCCUUUUUUGUCCAUUUUUUGAUGACACGCCGCAUAAUGGCCACCGGCCGCAGAUCACGUUCUCCGAACAUGAGUCAGGUAUCAUCGAGGCUGAGAUAGCUAAGCUAUCCAAAAAAGCUAUUAUUGAAUCAGCACAUCAUUCACCGGGGGAGAUUAUCUCUAAUAUUUUUGUCCGUCCUAAAAAGGACGGUAGUUAUCGCAUGAUCCUUAACCUUAAGGGGCUCAAUGAGUAUGUGACGUACCACCACUCCGUUCCUGACUGAUGACAAGAUAGAAUCUCAAUCAAACUUCGACUUACAGGUAAGUCUCG
This is a messenger RNA of Nematostella vectensis (starlet sea anemone), 2443 nucleotides long. RefSeq lists its product as uncharacterized. The transcript has 2 exons. Lineage: Eukaryota; Metazoa; Cnidaria; Anthozoa; Actiniaria; Edwardsiidae. The record is from RefSeq and is a predicted model, not a curated record. The coding region runs from base 1122 to 2396 and encodes 424 amino acids.